AUGUUGAAGUUUCUCGCCGCCAACAUUGGGGCACCGAUGGAGAAAGAUUAUGAGCGUGAGAGAGAUAUGAGAGAUAGGGAGAGAAGAAGCAUACAAGAGUGGGGUGGUGGUGGUGAGUUGAUGAUAAGAAAUGAUCAUCAAAGCACACUUAAAUAUGAGAAUAAUGGGAUGAGAGAGAACAUAGAAAUGGAAGUUCAAGCGUUGUCCAAGAAAAAAAUGAUCCAUUAG
This is a messenger RNA of Prunus armeniaca (apricot), 228 nucleotides long. Lineage: Eukaryota; Viridiplantae; Streptophyta; Magnoliopsida; Rosales; Rosaceae. The record is from the annotation of a GenBank genome assembly.